Messenger RNA from Chara braunii, 2760 nucleotides. Lineage: Eukaryota; Viridiplantae; Streptophyta; Charophyceae; Charales; Characeae. The record is from the annotation of a GenBank genome assembly.
GUGUAGUAGGUCCCUUAAAGGUGAAAUUUUCGGACCCCAGGGGGAGCAAAUAAACUGGAAUUCGCCGGGCGGAAUGCGGCGCGUCGUCAUUGUCCCGAACAACCUGGAUAUAGCCGCCGUAGAAGCCGAGCCGGUAGCUUACAUUGUUUGGGAUCAGCCGAGGGGGGGAGCACAAGUCAACUUCAUCCUAGAAGGUAAUGGACAGGAUAGGGUGAACAUCACCACUCGGCGCGCGGGGGCGGAAAAGAAACUUAUCCGAGAUACGGUAAUGGAGGAGGAUGCAGGAGCUAGCGUAGAUCAAGGUGAACCUGACACCGGGGAGCCAAAGAAAGUCUACGGAAAGACAAGGGAGGAAGGACCAAUAGACAAGGCCACAGCGGCAAAGAAGAAGUUUAGGUACCAAAUUCCGAUCUUGACCAUGCCAGAAAUCGACAACACCCUGAGCAAGUUGCUAGGUACCAUGGUGUCGGUAUCUUUUCAAACUAUGCUGCAAGCAAACCCGAGACUGCCCAAAGGACUCCGGCAGCUGCUAACGCGUAGGCUCGUUGAGGUGGAAGAGGCUCCGGAACCGCAGGAGCAGGAAACGGAGGAGGCUGAGGCACCGGAUAGACCAUACACCGUCAUGCACACCCCUGUAGGGCAGCUGCAGAUGCAAGUGACCCCUAUGGGUUUUACAAACGUUGUGGCAGAAGCACAGAGGAGGAUGCUUGCAGUAGCCGGGGACAUGUUCCCGGAAAAAUGUUUUGCCAAAAUAGUCGAGCCCAUCCGUGCGAUGAUUAGGGAUAAAGGGACUAUGGAAUGGACCGAGGACAGGGAAGCAGCAGUUCAGACCCUCAAAGACAUCAUGUCCUCCGACCAAGUCACCUUGGCAUCACCCUGCUUCAAUGACGAAGUGGGACGACCCUUUAUCUUGGAAACAGACGGAGGACCAUUGGCGAUAGGAGGAGUCCUGAUACAAAGGAGCGAGGAGGGCAGAGAAAGGCCUAUCAAAUUCGAAAGUAGGACCCUGAAUUCUGCAGAACGGCGAUACUCCCAGUUCAAGAAAGAGGUCUUAGCCAUUCUACAUUGCCUUAAGACCUUUCAGACAUACCUAUUCGGAAGACGGUUUAUCCUGAGAAUCAAUCCGACCAAUGUCGUCGGGGCAUUAAAGAACUAUAAGCCUAUAGACCCGACUGUUGGGAGAUGGAUAGGCUUUAUCUGGCAGUUCGACUACAAGGUUGAGCGAAUUGCGGGGCUCCGGAACAGGGCUGACGGGCUAAGUCGAGUCUGCAUCACGCCGGAAGGAACAGAGGACGCGGAACCAAUCGGCGCCUUCCUGGAAUAUGAAGGAGGAACCCUCGCCACGGAUAAUGAGAUGAUGAACCUCGCUCGCACACCAGGACAGUUGUUGGUUCAGACCCUUGAAAAGGGGGCGCCUGCUGUAAUUACGGAACUUAGGGAAGGGCCACUCACUACGAUUAGACGAAAAGAUGAGAAGGAUUCGUGGGGGGCAACAGUGGGACCAAAAGUGGAGCUGAUGGCGAUGGCCAUUGAAGGAGGUCGGGACGCCGUGAUGUGCCUUGUGGAGUCCUGGACACAAAAGGAACGGCAGUAUUUAUUGGACGUAAUUCAGGCAAUGCAUGAUGGACUAGCCGGAGGGCAUCGGUCAUCGAAAGGGACCCUUGCAAAAAUCGCACCGCUUUACUUCUGGCCAGGCAUGGCGGGUAUGGUGGCUACGUACUGUCAAACGUGUCUGAUAUACCAAGAAGGGAGUUUCGCGCGUAUCUUUGAACCUCUAAGACCUACUCGGGUGUUGGGGCCGGGACAUCUGGUCCACCUCGACCUUGCAGUCAUGCCUGUAUCGACUGAUGGAUACAAGUAUAUCCUGGAUGCAAGAGACAACCUCAGUGGUUACGUAGAGGCAGUGGCUCUUAAGAGAAAGACGGGAAAGGGAGUGGCCGACUGGAUAAAAGACUUCUACCUAAGACACCCCUUUGUGCACAGGUUCAUAGCGGAUAAUGGGACGGAGUUCGUAAAUCAUGAAGUGCUAAGCAUGCUUAAGAUGUUGUGCGUACCUAUCAAGAUCAUCGAACCAUACCAUCCUGAGGCCAAUGCACCUGUAGAAAGGGGGCACCGGACCUUGAAAAACACAAUCGCUAAGUUGGCGACAGAUGACCUGGGGAACUGGCCUCGGUACCCUAAGCAGGCAGCCUUCUCAGAGAACAUGACGCCGAAAAGGACGAUGGGAUGCAUUCCGGCAGAGCUCUGGUAUGAGAGGGAGAUUGAUUUCCCAGUGGAAGCAUUGGUCCCCACCUGUAACAGGCUAGAUGACAAUCCGCACAUGUCUACGGAGGAAUUAAUCGCCGCACGAUGCCAACAGGUCCUUAAAAAUGAGGAAGCCUUGGAGAAUGUGGUUAAGCGUGUGAUGGAUAGCCGAAUGAGGGACAAGACAAGGUGGGACCAGGUCAAAAACAUCCGGAAGGAGCCGCUCCAGAUGGGGGAAAUGGUACUAGUUAGGAACUCGGCUCUUGAAAACACGUGGUCUGGACAGCUGGGAAGAAGGUUCAAAGGCCCCUACAGGAUCGCUAAGCAGGUGGGGCUGAACACCUUUGAACUUGAGGAUCUUGAUGGUACUGGAAUAAAAGGGCUAUUUCCGGGACAGAGGCUGGUCAGGUUUUUGAGCUGGGAUCCGGUGGAGCAAUGGUUGCAAGAGGCUCAGAACAAGGAAGCAGGGGAAUUAACAACUUGAAAGGCAGGCAGCUAGCCGUAAUCCUGUACCGC